This is a messenger RNA of Mastomys coucha (southern multimammate mouse), 3540 nucleotides long. RefSeq names its product Rho GTPase activating protein 18 (gene Arhgap18). Gene Ontology annotation, biological process: regulation of actin filament polymerization; signal transduction; regulation of small GTPase mediated signal transduction. Bases 97 to 2091 code for a protein of 664 amino acids. Gene Ontology annotation, molecular function: GTPase activator activity. Lineage: Eukaryota; Metazoa; Chordata; Mammalia; Rodentia; Muridae. Gene Ontology annotation, cellular component: cytoplasm. The record is from RefSeq and is a predicted model, not a curated record. The transcript is spliced from 15 exons.
GGGCUGGCCCUUGCUAAUGAGCAAGUUGGCAAGGCGAGACAGGAACUUCAUUCUCCUCUGUGUCAGGAUCCCAGAAAUUAUGCCCCUUCUCUCACCAUGAACUGGCUCUCGAGUUCCUCGGGGGUUGUGCUAACUGCUUACCACCCCAGUGGCAAGGACCAGGUCGUUGGGGACAGCCAUGCAAAGGGAGGCGACGAAGCCACCUCCAGUCGCAGAUGUGGCCAAUACUCCAUAAACCAAGAAAGCUCCACCAAAGUUUCCGAAAGACCUCCAUUUGAUCGAUCAAGUUCUCAGGAUUCUUUGGAUGAAGUAUCAAUGGAAGCGUAUUGGACAGAACUAGAAAACAUCAAGAGGUCAAAUGAAAAUCGCCAAGAAAGUCAAGAGGCCAUAGUUGUCAAAGAGCCUGAUGAGGGAGAACUGGAAGAAGAAUGGCUCAAAGAGGUGGGUCUGUCCAAUCUUUUUGGGGAGUCUGCUGAUGACCCACAGGAAAGCAUCGUGUUUUUAUCUACGCUGACUCGGACUCAGGCAGCAGCUGUUCAGAAAAGGGUAGAAACGGUCUCCCAGACCUUGAGGAAGAAAAACAAACAACAUCACAUUCCUGACGUCAGAGACAUAUUUGCUCAGCAGAGAGAGGCACAAGGAAAAUCUCCAGAUGACUCAGAUUUGCAGUCAGUUGGAACAAACGAAAACAAAGGCCAAGGAAAAGACGACCAGCCAUCUAGUGGGGCUGUUGAUAGUAAGGAGCUGAUCUCAUGGGUGCCUGAGGACAUCCCAGCCUCUGAAACAGACAUCAAUCUGGAGGUGUCAUUUGCGGAGCAAGCUGUCAAUCAGGAAGAGUUCAGUAAGGAGAGGACGCAGAAGAUCAAAGGCAAUGAUUCCUUGCCCAGUUUCAGACUGCCAAAAGAUAAAACAGGUACAACAAAGAUUGGAGACUUGGCACCCCAAGACAUGAAGAAAGUUUGCCAUCUAUCUCUGAUUGAACUUACUGCCCUGUAUGAUGUGUUGGGUGUGGAACUCAAACAACAGAAAGCUGUGAAAAUCAAAACCAGAGACUCUGGUCUUUUUGGUGUUCCUUUAACAAUAUUGUUAGAACAAGAUCAAAGAAAAGUGCCUGGAACAAGAAUACCCUUGAUCUUUCAAAAACUGAUUUCUCGAAUUGAAGAAGGUGGUCUAGAAACCGAGGGCCUCCUACGGAUACCAGGAGCAGCCAUGAGAAUCAAGAAUCUUUGCCAAGAACUAGAAGCGAAGUUUUAUGAGAGGACUUUCAACUGGGAAAGUGUCAAACAGCAUGAUGCGGCCAGCCUGCUGAAGCUCUUUCUGAGAGAACUGCCCCAGCCACUACUGAGCAUGGAGUAUCUCAAAGCCUUCCAGGCUGUCCAGAAUCUUCCAACAAAAAGGGAACAAUUGCAGGCUUUGAACCUCCUUGUCAUCCUUCUACCUGAAGCAAACAGAGACACACUGAAGGCCUUGCUUGAAUUUCUCCAAAGAGUCAUAGAUAACAAAGAGAAGAACAAGAUGACAGCUGUGAAUGUAGCAAUGGUCAUGGCCCCGAAUCUCUUCAUGUGCCACACACUGGGCUUGAAGUCCAGUGAACAGCGAGAAUUUGAAAUGGCAGUUGGGACAGCAAAUGUCAUGCACUUAUUGAUUAGGUACCAGAAACUUUUAUGGACAAUCCCUAAAUUUAUUGUAAACCAAGUGAGGAAGCAGAAUACUGAGAAUCAAAAGAAGGAAAGGAAAGCCAUGAAGAAAUUGCUGAAGAAAAUGGCUUAUGACCGGGAAAAGCAUGAAAAGCAAGAUAAAACUGCAAAUGGUGCUGACGUUCCUCAGGGAGUGAUUCGAGUGCAAGCUCCCCAUCUUUCAAAAGUUUCCAUGGCAAUACAGCUAACUGAAGAACUAAAAGCCAGCGAUGUGCUUGCCAGGUUUCUCAGCCAAGAAAGUGGGGUUGCCCAGACACUCAAGGAAGGAGAAGUUUUCCUGUAUGAAAUUGGAGGAAAUAUUGGUGAACGUUGCCUCAAUGAUGAUACGUACAUGAAGGACUUGUACCAACUGAACCCAAAUGCUGAGUGGGUCAUAAAAUCCAAGCCAAUGUAGAUAACUACCCCAAGGAUAGACAUGUCAUCAUUCUUGCUGGGUCAAGAGGGUAAAUAAAAGUAACAGGUUUCUUAACUAUUCAGCUGUACCCAAUUAUUACAAAGUGACACCCUCAAGUCUUAAAAAUAUAGACUUUUUUGUGGCUUCCACAAUUAUUGUUGUUAUUAUUAGAAAACAAAUAUUUUUGGAGUAAGAAAAAAGAGGCUUAAUAAGUUUGUGGGCUGUUUAUGCACAAUUUAAAAUGUGUUCAUAUGUGAUAGCUUUCUUUUGUAUGAAAUAAUUUCUCUACCACUUUUUUUUUUCUUUUUAGUACUAGGUAUUGAAUGAGAACUUGGUUCAUAGUGGGCAAGUGCUUUAGGACACCUAGUGAUAUCCCCAGCAGAUGAAAUACUCUUUACUUAUAGAUUUACUAAUAGAGUUUUGGGUUAAUUACACUUUAAGAAUGUUGUCUCCCCUUUCUUACCUCUCCCUACUUACCUUCCCUUGAUGAAAUUUGCUUUUUAACCAGAAAGAGAUAGUUAAUAACAGGUAUGGAAAGCUAUGAAGGCAAAGAUAACUCAGCAGUAUUCUUGUUACUAUGGAAUGUUAGUAUUCAUGGCUUCUAAUCAUCUGUCUAAACAAUGCAGGCAGUUGGGUUUUGAGCUUAUAGGAAUUAUUUGCACAAAGCUGUAUCCAUCAUCAAGACCCAGCCUGCCAGGACCUUCUAAUUAUCACCAAAGCAUUAAAUGUUUAAACACUCAGGAGAAACAAUAUGGAGCCACAUGGACUAACUGAGUCAUCUAUGAGCACAAUGGGAAAAGCCAGAUCACUUUGUGUGUACAACACUCUUUCACAUAGAAUCUGAAAAGUCACAUAUCAAGUUUCUUGGCAACAUUAUACAGACCAUGAUAGUAUAACCUGGAACAAUUGGAGAAUACAUUAUAAAAUGCUACUUUCCCUCCUGCCAGAAUGAGUCUUCAGAGAGUGACAAUCAUUUAUGUGAAGAAGGUUUUGCCAGUGUUUGUAUUUUAAAGAAUCUGAGUCAGUUUGUUCAGAUGCUGUGGAAAGUAUUAUCCCCAAGGCUUUUUCGUGCACAGACCACACUGUGACAGAACAUGGACCUCUGCUGUGAAUAAGAGAAAUGAAAUAAGAGCAAUGUUCACUAUUUUAUAAGGGUAGAGUGUCAUUGAUGAAAGGUGGUAUGUGUGGAUGAAGCACCGGAGUAUUGAUGACACUGUAGUUCUUUGGGGGAAGCCAUGUACACAUCCUCAGAAGCUCUCGAUGCCAUUCAAGGAAGGAAAGUGUUGUUUAUGAGAACAGGGAAGUGUUGACCAUACAAUAGUGAGAGCGUCUUGUGGAUGGGCGCUUUGGCAGUGCCAGGAAUGGGUGCUUUGGUUAUGCCAUGGGGAUUCGUGCCAUUGCUUUUUGUACUUAAAAUAAUGUUAUAAUUAAAUGACUUUUUCUAAGCAA